Messenger RNA from Fomitopsis serialis, 463 nucleotides. RefSeq lists its product as uncharacterized. The coding region runs from base 144 to 386 and encodes 80 amino acids. The transcript has a single exon. NCBI's taxonomy places the organism in Eukaryota, Fungi, Basidiomycota, Agaricomycetes, Polyporales, Fomitopsidaceae. The record is from RefSeq and is a predicted model, not a curated record.
GCUCGAUACACUCGCGCUAUACGAUCGACACUGACGUCGAUCAAUCAACACUCUAUGGUCAUUACAGAAUACUAGUAAGCUCAGUACUAGUCCGGCGAGCGAGUUCCGCACCGCCCGACGUCGACUCGGAGCAUGUCGCACACAUGAAAACACUGUCAAAGUUGUGGUUUACAACACGCUCGUCGGCUGCGUUGGCACGCGGGGCACUGGCCCUGUGUGCUCGUGGUCGGCGUGUUGCGCACGCCCCGGCCCUGCUCACCGUCGUCGCUGUCUCCCAUCCUGAGCUCGCCGAGUCGCGCGCGUCCACCGUGAUUGCGCGCUGGGAUAUUCGUCCAGUACGCUCGCAGUGGACGUGUGUGUCGUCCCCCCGCUUGUGUGCCCGCUGACCCGCUUGCCCACUCGCACGUGUGCCCACUCGUCCGCCUGCUCACCCGCCUGUCAACCCAUCUGCCUGUCUGCUCAC